Messenger RNA from Nycticebus coucang (slow loris), 8307 nucleotides. It is a transcript of the gene FOXN3, whose product is annotated as forkhead box N3. Gene Ontology annotation, cellular component: nucleus. The coding region runs from base 514 to 2064 and encodes 516 amino acids. Gene Ontology annotation, molecular function: cis-regulatory region sequence-specific DNA binding; DNA-binding transcription factor activity. Gene Ontology annotation, biological process: regulation of DNA-templated transcription. Lineage: Eukaryota; Metazoa; Chordata; Mammalia; Primates; Lorisidae. The transcript has 8 exons. The record is from RefSeq and is a predicted model, not a curated record.
GGGGGGCUGCUCCAAGGCGCAACCGCAGGCGACCUCGCAGCUCUCCCCAGACGAGGGGCGCCGCAGCUCCUGGGGGAGGGUCCGGAGCGGAGGGAGCCCAAGUCCCGGAGUGGGGAAGCUGCCCGGUCCCAGAGUUUCCUGCCCCGACGUGCGGGCUGUCCCCCGUGCCUGGAUUUCCGAAACGCCGCCCGGGAGGAACAGAGUUGGUAUUGUCUGCGGAGGACGGGAUCCCGGCCGUUUCGGGACGAGGGAGGGGUGCGGACAUCGUGAGACCCCAAGAUGAGAAACAGGCUCCUAACAAAGAUCUCCCUCCACCCCCAAACUGUGCAGACUUGGCACCGGCAGUGAACGUCUCCGGAGACCCCCGAGGCCCGGCCCUCUUUGAAACCCUCCUUGGGCCCUGGACAAGUUGGGGGACGGCGGGCUUUUAUUGAUUUGUUUUUAAGGUUCGCCGCGGUGCGGCCAAUAAAAGGUUUAUGACAUCUGACCGGCAGUGAAGGAGCCUUCACGUAAAUGGGUCCAGUCAUGCCUCCCAGUAAGAAGCCAGAAAGCUCAGGAAUCAGUGUCUCCAGUGGACUGAGUCAGUGUUACCGGGGCAGCAGUUUCUCCAAGGCCCUUCAGGAAGACGAUGACCUCGACUUUUCUUUGCCUGACAUCAAAUUAGAAGAGGGGGCCAUGGAAGAUGAAGAGCUGACCAACCUGAACUGGCUGCACGAGAGCAAGAACUUGCUGAAGAGCUUUGGGGAGUCUGUCCUCAGGAGUGUCAGCCCUGUCCAGGACCUGGACGAUGACACCCCCCCAUCCCCCGCCCACUCUGACAUGCCCUAUGAUGCCAGGCAGAACCCCAACUGCAAACCCCCUUACUCCUUUAGCUGCCUCAUAUUUAUGGCCAUUGAGGAUUCUCCAAGCAAGCGUCUGCCAGUCAAGGAUAUCUACAACUGGAUCUUGGGACAUUUUCCGUAUUUUGCAAAUGCACCUACUGGGUGGAAAAACUCAGUGAGACAUAAUUUGUCAUUGAAUAAGUGUUUUAAGAAAGUGGACAAAGAGAGGAGUCAGAGUAUUGGGAAAGGGUCAUUGUGGUGCAUAGACCCAGAGUAUAGACAAAAUCUAAUUCAGGCUUUGAAAAAGACACCUUAUCACCCACACCCACACGUGUCCAAUACAUCUCCCACCUCUCCUCAGGCAUAUCAAAGAGAUGGGGAUCUGGCCGUGUUGCCCAGGCUAGCCUUGAACUCCUGGCCACAAGCGAUCCUCCCGCCUCUGCUUCCUGACACAUCAGGUCCACCCAUCUGGCCGGGCAGUACCUUCUUCAAGAGAAACGGAGCCCUUCUCCAAGAUCCUGACAUUGAUGCUGCCAGUGCCAUGAUGCUUUUGAAUACUCCCCCUGAGAUACAAGCAGGUUUUCCUCCAGGAGUGAUACAGAACGGGGCACGAGUUCUGAGCCGAGGCCUAUUUCCUGGUGUCCGGCCGCUGCCCAUCACGCCCAUCGGGAUGACGGCAGCUGUGAGAAAUGGCAUCAGCAGCUGCCGCAUGCGGACUGAGAGUGAGCCAUCAUGUGGCUCCCCGGUGGUCAGCGGAGACCCCAAGGAGGAUCACAACUAUAGCAGUGCCAAGUCCUCCAACGCCCGGAGCACCUCCCCCGCCAGCGACUCUGUGUCCUCUUCCUCCUCCUCGGCCGAUGACCACUACGAGUUUGCCACAAAGGGGAGCCAGGAGGGCAGCGAAGGCAGCGAGGGCAGCUUCCAGAGCCAUGAGAGCCACAGCGAGACGGAAGAGGACGACAGGAAACGCAGCCAGAAGGAGCCCAAGGAUGCUCUGGGGGACAGUGGCUAUGCAUCCCAGCACAAGAAGCGCCAGCACUUCGCCAAGGCCAGGAAGGUCCCCAGCGACACCCUGCCCCUCAAAAAGAGACGCACCGAAAAGCCCCCCGAGAGUGAUGACGAGGAAAUGAAAGAAGCAGCCGGGUCACUCCUGCACUUAGCAGGGAUCCGGUCCUGUUUGAAUAACAUCACCAAUCGGACGGCAAAGGGGCAGAAAGAGCAAAAGGAAACCACAAAAAAUUAAAAACAAGUCACUGAUUUGUUUUGAACUUACGGCCAUUUGGUUUCAGCAUGUCAGGAGAUUUCUAAUGAUUUGUGGCAAUAUCAGCAAUGUUUUUCUUUUUGUUCCUUUUUGUUUUGUUUUGGUUUGGUUUUCUUUCUUUUCUUUUCCUUUUGAUUUUAUUCUUUUUUUAAUUUGCCCCCCUCUCCUUUGUUUUGGACCCUUAAGAAUUUUAUUUUUAAAGGAGAUUGAAGCCAUAGAACUCAUAUUGACACUCAGCUGUUUUACAAAAGCUUUUGAUUAUCCGAAGACAUAACCGAAAAAGCCAAAAUUGCCAUUGCUUCCUCCAGCUUAGAAACAUGUGGCUGAAUCCACAGGGAUGUCAACGGGAAUGCCACAGGAAUACACAUUCAGCACCUAGAGGGCACGCGGUGCAAAGUCAUCAUCGCUCAGGCCCAACCCUUAGGUUUAAAAAGUCAGGAUGUCCUCCACCCAGGUGGGUUCACUGAGUGAAGGCACAUAAAGAUGGGCGGAAGGAAGAACCCCUCGGCCCCCUAGGAGCAGACCCGAGUUCGUGGCUCCAGGCAUCCAGUUGUGCCAGGAAAACCCCUGGCAUUGUCACAAGCGAGCACAGGGGCCGGCCACCAGUCCUCUGUGCUUCCUACCACUGAAGCCUGGUAUCAUCUUAGAAGGUGGGCGCUGGACUGUUUGUAUGCAUCAGGUGUCAGUGACUAAUGAGAAGAAAUGGGGUAAAUUUUUAGUGAUGUUGCUAAUCAUUGGAUUUUGUUCUAUAAAAUCAAGAAAAUGUUCUAAAAGCCAUAAGCCUGAAGGUUGGCCCUGUGUGCUCACACACACACACACACACACACACACACGACAGUGAGAAAACUGAAGCAGAAAAUAAGCUACGUCUUCUAAACUGCCCAAGUGAAAAGCAACCAAGUCCAGGAAAUUACAAUAGCUGUUAAGGAAGGAAAUAAUGGUAUAGAUCAUUUUCUGUUUUGCAAAACUAUUCAAUUCAAGUGGGAAAAAAACUGAAAGCUAUGGAACCUGUCAUUAGUAUUAUGGUAUAUUUUUUAAAGAUUAAAGGCACAUAGACGGACAAAAAAAGAAUAAAAAGUAAAACAUGGCAAAAAAUAAUAUAACUCCUUACUGCCCUCAAAAUGGAGUUUGCAAUUAAUAUUAGGAGUCACCUUUGCAAAAAUCAUUGAUUCCACAUUCAGCCAGUGUAGCCAGCAGAAAUUUCUGAUCCACAACGCAUGGAUUCCUUUGAAGAAAAAAAAAAAAAAAGAAAAAGAAAAAAAAAUCACAAAAACAAACUUUUUUAUUCAAAAAAAUAACAAAGUUCUUGUAAGGUAAAUAAUGUAUUUAGCAUGAAGCAUGAAUUAUUUUCAUAUAAAUAUAGAAAAUAGAGAAAAGGCUAUGCCUCUAAUUUUUAAGCCCUUAGGCUUAGAGGUUCUUUUGGUUUUCUUUCUUUUUUUCUUUUUUCAUUUUUUUUUUUUGUUCUUUUUUCCCCCCUUUUCUUGUUUUGUUUUUGUUUUUCAGGUUAUUUUGUUUUGGUUUUUUGAAGCAGGUGUUUAAGGUUUAACCUUCUUCAGGGACAAACUCUGACUGUUGGGGAACUUACUCUGCAAUAUAAAAAUAUCUUCAUGCUCUGGUAGGGCUUGGAUGGUUGAAUUCUGUACCGCCUUGCCUGCACUUCAGCCCCGACCCUCUCUGAUUCUCUGUUGAAAAGUGUGUCCUUUCUCUUUGUCUGUACAUGUUUAACAUGACGCAAUAAUUUGAGGGCAAACUUAGUAGUGAGUGUGUAUGAUAGAAUCAAGAGAAUUAUGGGACGCUUACUUGAGAAAAUCAUUACCGUGAUGUGGUUCUAGGGAAAAGGCAGUGAAUAAUUAUGCAAAUUAGCCAGAAGAAGGGGAAACACGCUAACGGGCCUUAUUGGGUGAGGGUACGAGAUAGGGUACACUUGAAGGAGGAAGUGACACACAGGUUGGGAAGGCCAGCCCUAGGUAUUUUAUUGCAACAGUGCCAUUUUGCAGUAGAAAGGAGAGGCUGGCCAUUGCUACCACCUCAGCACACUGACCAACCUGGAAUUUAGACCACCUAGAUUGUGAGAGCUAAAUUUAGACAACCGGAUGAUGUCACACAGACCAGAAACUCCUGUUAUCUUUGCCUGAAAAGGGGACAAAAAAAAAAAAAAAACUGGGGCGGGGGGGCAUCCAAAGAGAAAUUUCUAAAAGAAUAUGAUCUUCCAUCCAAAUGGAGGGAAACUUUAAAACACAAGCAGAAACACCCACUACCAUGGCUCAGGAUAUGAGGGUGGGGGAGAGGGAGGGAACUAAGGUGACCUAGAGUUUUUAAAAGGGGACAGUUGUGGGCCAAAGCUGAGCCCACCUGCCAGGGCCAGGUACUGCGAGAAGCUCUAUCAGCCCGGACAGUGGGAAUUAACUGGUGCAUUUCCCAUACGUACCUUCCCUAUGGGUUGCUGGUGAGAGAACUGGAAAAGAAUCUACACCGCUACAACAGGUCUGAUUCAUGACCAGAACCUGAAUACUUCCAGCAUUUUUGUUCAGGGUAUGGAUGGGAAUGAAGAUGUAUUUUUGCAGUGCUCUUUUUCCCCCAUCUCCUAAACAUCUGACACCCUAAAAGCCAUCCACAGCUGUGGGAUCUGAGUGACACCUCGAUUUGUGUCAUCACCUGACCAAGCCCAAAAGACCACCACCUCAAUCCCUCACCUUCACCCCUACCAUCAAGCUAACCCAGACUUCUCUCCUGAAAGGCAGACGUCAAUAUCCAGGACUAUUUCUGGCAGAGGACUUCUUCCAAUUAAAACCCCCACAGUGGGCUGUCUCCCCUCAUUUCAUUUUCCUAAAGAGGUAAAGUCCUCUUUUAGAAAAUAAUAAAAUGCAAUGUGUGUGAUUUACUUUUCUGAUCUCUGAGAAAUAGAGAAAUAUCUUAUAAAAGUGUGUUCUUAACUCCAGAACCACUCUUUUUUGCAUAAAUACCUCAUCGGGCAGCUUUCUAAGUGUUAUUUUCCUGAGUCUCUCUUGGCACCUUUGCUGACUCUGCUGGAAGACUUGUUGGGGAACCUUUAGUGAGGGUAAUUUUUUUCUAUUUUUUCUUGUUUUUGGAGGCAUACACAUUAUGCAUAACCAAGACAAUGGCUCAAUUGUGUUUAACUUUGUAUUUUGAUUGUUGAGGAAAAAAAAAAGUAUCAAUGUGUAUGUGGCUGUUUGUAGUGAAUUCCUUGCAGAAUGAGGUUGUCUGUGUCCUUAACAAGCCCAGGGGCAGGAGGCACCCUCUCUAAUCCCCUCCUCCAAGAGCAGUAGAGAAUUUAAGCACAAGCCUAUUUGUGAAAGAAUAUUUUGCUUAAGUGUCAUUCACUUCAGUCUUGGAAUUCCUUCCCAAAUGUCAGGUGUUCUUUUAGCUUCCAAAUUAGCCUAUGUAUCCAUUAGUCUUGACAGAUCGCCUGAGCACCAUUAAGGGGUCUGGUGUUUUUGCUUUCAUUUCUCCUGCUGGGAGAAGUGGUGGUUCGUGUGUCAUUCCAGUAUCUCACAUACUCACACGGGGCAGGGGGGAGGGGGAAAUGGGAAACUAUAGCAAUAUUUCAAGAUGCUUUGGAAACCAACCGUGAACACAUCUGCACCACGACGUCUACGAAUACUGGCUAUUGGCCCUCAGACACAUUUAAGAGAAAGAGACCGUCACUCUUUUUUUCUUAAAUGAUAUACACCUAGAAAGUUAUUUUUAACCUAUUAUAAUUGUCUUUUAUCUUUAUCUAGUACCAUGUGGAGAGGGUUUGCAUCAUAGAUUUUUCCCAGCCUUAUAAUAUACCAUAAGCUCCUAUUCCCCUUCCCCCUCUCCAAUCAGUAUACUUUUAAGAGUUCUUUGGUAAAACCAUCUAUCUGAAACAAAACAAAACAAACCCACAUUUAGAUGGUGGUUCGAGAAAACCAUAGCCAAGACAACUGUGGCAGUGUGGCAGGUUUCAAUCUUAUGGCUGAGUUUUUAAGAAGGAAUGUACAGAGGCCUUUCCCAAGGACAGAUUUCUUUUUUUUUUCCUGGUAGAGGCAUUCAGUAUGUCUAGCGCUUGCUGGCCACAGCAGUUACUACCACGGGCAUUCUGGAAGUGGCUAUUGUGUUGAAGGGGGCUCUUGCCUGAGUGACAGUUUCAGGCAGCGGGCUCUGGAGUGUAGACCACGUGGCUGGCUUUUGUACCCAGCUCAGAGUCCUGCAGCACCUCAGGACUGCUCAGCACCAAGUGCUACUGACUCAAGUUGCAAUUAUCCCACGGCAUGUGUGGUGGGGGGGGAGGGGGUUUUUAACCUCUCACGGAAGGGCUCUUUGAGAAGGAAUCAGAGUUUUGUACAAGUGACCUAAAUGGGAGGGUUUUCUCUAUGAGAUUAGAUUCAAUUUGAUGUGAUUUCUCUUUCCCUUUAAACUAUAUUCUGGUUGGGACUUGUUUCUGGUGGAUCACAGCUGCCCAGAUGUUGCGAUUUUCUUUUUAUGUUUCUGUAGAGAAGUAUUUUUCUUUCCUCUUUGGGAUUUUUGCCACCAAAAGAAAACAUUGGAACUCUGUGUCCCCUCUUGAUUGUGACUUACCAGUGUUGACAGUUCAGUCCUUGGUGUCGUAGGUCCCAGCCCACCAAUACUAUAUCAAACACUGUUAUGCACAUGAUGCAGCACUGUGAUCUAAUUUAAAUAAUACUUUUUUAUUAUUUAUACUACUAUAUAGAAUAUACAUCAACACUUUUGCUAUAUAACCUAAGUGAUAACCCUCUUUUAGUUACCUGCCAAACUCUGGACUUUGGUUUAUAUUGCAGUUAACACAGUUACAAAGUUGUAAUGGUGUCUUUUUUUUUCCUUUGUAAUGGAAUGUGUAGAUCAAAGUAUAUACAUUGUGUGGUGUUCCUGUUUCUGAAGUUUCAUGAGGAUUUACACACGGCAUUCAGUGUCCUGUAUAGAUCUGCCUACCUUUGUGAAUUCACCUGUUAACCCCUCUGUGAGAGAGCACCAGCAAUGGUGGUGAACUCCUGGUGUUUUCUCUCUCUCCUGCUGGUUAUUCUUGAAUUAAGCACAGACUCGUCAGCUUGGUUGCUUUAUCAUGAAUAAUGUGUGUGUCACCUUGUCACUCUUCCACAGUUGUGAACAAGUGCUAGCUUCACUGACCAAAAAUUACGGAAGGAAAACACAAUUUUUAAAACCACCCAUCUUUUAACACCUGAAACCGAUGCGUCUGGUGCUGAAUCUCGUGGUAUUUCUGAAAUCAGACCCACGUGAACGAUCGCUCCCGACUUCCUGUGAGACGCUCACCAGGACCCAUCCUGUUUUGCUAGCCUUGAAAUCAAGACUAUUUAUUUGGAGUAUAUACAAAGGUGUUUUUCUGCUGUAUUUGAUUUGCAGGAGUUGAGAACAGCCUUCUCUUCCUUUUGCAAAUCAUUGUUAUUCCAUAUUGGAUUCUCAAAGACUUCGAUAUGGUGAACCCGUCAAACCUAGAAAUUGUAUUUCAUCCUUUCUUGACCGUGGCCUGGAUUCCCCAGCCCCUUCCCACCUUUCUUUUUAGAAGAAACAGCACGCUUUCAGUUAUUUAAACGUGCAGCAUUUCUUGAGUAUGUGUGUUGAGCUCACAGCUGAUUCAGUAACCAGCUUCAUUGCUGUAUCAUUCACACUCACUACUUAAUACUGCCAUGGUGAAAAUGUGGAGGAAAAAAGACCCAUCGGUGUCUGGGAAGCAUAUACACUUGUACAUUUUUUAAUACUCUGAUUCUGUAACAUUUCUGAGUUGAGUUUUUGUUUUACAGAAAAAAAAAAAAAGUGAUAAAGCAAUCAGAAGACCAAGAGGUUUACUAUUGAUGCUGGGGGUCAUCUGACCUUGGCUGGCCAAUAGACCUACACGGCCAAAUUAAUUUACCAGAGUAAUAAUUUUUCAAAAGCCAAUUUUUUUUCCUGUAUUUUCUGUACGAAACUGCCAAUAUCAUGAAUAGAAAGGGAGAAACCAUAAAGGAGGAAGAAAGUGAUGUUCAGUUACGUUUGUGUUAACCUAAAAAAACGACAUGGAGGCGGGCGCAGUCAGCCGAACCUGAUGGUGUUGCUUUGGAAGCACCCCUAAUUGCAUUUUGCAUUCUUCGUAUGUAAUCAUAUUGCCAAAGACAAACUAUUUCAUCAUUUAUUGUAAAUAACACUUUUCCCCAGACCUACCAUAAAGUUUCUGUGAUGUAUUGUCUUCCAGUUGCAAUAAAAAUUACUGAGUUGCAUCAAUUGAAAAAA